Symbiodinium natans is the source of this 603-nucleotide messenger RNA. Lineage: Eukaryota; Dinophyceae; Suessiales; Symbiodiniaceae. The record is from the annotation of a GenBank genome assembly.
AUGGCGUCUGAUAGGCAAGUCUUGCGCGCGGCGCAGAACAAGGUCAGUGGCGACUGGCUGGAGAUCAAUUUUCACCUGCCGGGAACCAUUUGGCAACUCAAGUGCAAGAUUGCUUCAACUUUGCCUGACAGAUCCCUGGACAAUGCAGACACGGGAGUAAUCCUCUGGAAAGUGCUAGUUGGCCGACCCGAAGAGGAGAUCGAAGAGAUCCAAGAUCUGCAAGAGGAGAUCACCCUUGGCCACCGCUAUUUGUUUGUGCUGCGCCUUCGGGAAAAACUUGACGUGUGGCUGGACAUGAAGCAGUGCAGCCUCUCAAGAAGGGGGUACGAAGGGAAUGCCCCCGACUACGAGUUUUCGUACGUGGUUCACCAUGAGGAUCUGCCGGUGCUUCAGACUUUCGAUGACUUUGCUGAUGCUGUUUUCAAGCAAAUGGAAACUGAGGGAUACUACCUCCGUCACACGGAAGACGAGACGAAUUGCCUUGUGAGGUUUAACUUGGAUCGCUGUGAGUUUGAACCGAAGCGGGCGCUGGUGUCCUUCUCUGGCAGAGACCAGGUGCAGGAGAUCGUAGUUUACUGCGAUGGGGAGAGCUUUUGGCUCUGA